This is a messenger RNA of Lecanosticta acicola, 797 nucleotides long. Lineage: Eukaryota; Fungi; Ascomycota; Dothideomycetes; Mycosphaerellales; Mycosphaerellaceae. The record is from the annotation of a GenBank genome assembly.
AUGCAUACCGCAUCGUACCUGGCUUCCCUCGCCGGGCUUGCAGCUCUCGCAACCGCAUCCCCAGCAUCAGUUGAGCGUCGUAGCAGCGUUUCCGGUGGGUCCGGCAGACAGAACCCACCCAGCAACAAUCUGCAGAGCUUUCUGAUCAACUACAACGUUCGUACAAACACCCAGGAUAUGUUGAUGUCCACGGCUGACAGCACAUCCAGUUCGAGACUUUUACGAGUAUCACCGGUCAACUCCCAGUGUCUACUACUCCCAUUGGCAACUACGACUUGCUGAACUUCAACACCGUCCUCGUCAACCAGACGCAGCCUCCCGUUGCUGGAGUGGCCUGCCACACCGCUCCCGCCUGCACCGUGUUCACGCUUGCCACGACCCUCCAGUCUGGCCUUUUGACGCCAGGCCAGACUCUCAACCCCCUCGUGGGCCCGGCAGUCAUUACGUCCGAAUACCAAUACUCGCCCAUCACCUACUUCAACCCGUACGUUUUCUACUACGGAUGAGUCGUUGCCGAUGCGAACGGCGCCGCAUCCACGCCCGCAAGCUGCACCAUCACCGCGACGGGAUUCAACACCAAGGGUCAGAAGAUCUACAACCAGGACUUCCAGUACGCGGCCACUGGUGCGCUGCUGCAGCAGAUGACGCUGGGAUACUUCAACCAGGGCUGGCAGGGCCUGCAGGUCGCGCGUCUGGAACUCACCGUCUCCAACAACGCCACUACCGCAGCUCUGGUCGACAAUUUCCUGGCCACUGUGUACGGCCCACAGAGCGCUGCUGUGAACAUUGACUUUUAG